AUGGCGUCUUCUCCUCACCAAUUACCCUUAAAGCGCGCCGCCGUGAAAACCCGUUUCGCCCGCACCUUUCUCCGGGCACUGCACAACCUCAACGCCGACGGCGCCGGCGCAAGCCCCGGCUCCGCGGCGCAGGCGCGCCGCAGACGGAGCCGGAAGAUAAAGCUCGCCGCCUACGCCUCCAUGGCUUCCGCCGUCGGGCCGCGGCGCGCCUGGAGCCGCGCCGUGCUCUGGAGGAUCCGGUCCCGCGCCUCCCUGCGCCGAAUUCCGCCGGCUCAGAGGAGUAGCCGCAGCCGCCGCAAGCCGAAGCCGCCGCCGAGCCGUACGAGGAGAUCGAGAAACGACGUACGAGGUGGUCGUUUGGAUUCCGACAAGGCUAAAGAGCUCCGGAAACUCGUCCCCGGCGGGAAAGCCAUGGAUUUGUGCUGUUUGCUGGAUGAAACUGCGCAUUACAUAAAGUGCCUUUCGUCGCAGGUAGAAAUCAUGAGAAACAUUGCCGACCUUUUCUCAACCUAA
Messenger RNA from Ipomoea triloba (trilobed morning glory), 513 nucleotides. RefSeq names its product transcription factor IBH1-like. Gene Ontology annotation, biological process: regulation of DNA-templated transcription. The coding region runs from base 1 to 513 and encodes 170 amino acids. Lineage: Eukaryota; Viridiplantae; Streptophyta; Magnoliopsida; Solanales; Convolvulaceae. The transcript has a single exon. The record is from RefSeq and is a predicted model, not a curated record.